Boleophthalmus pectinirostris (great blue-spotted mudskipper) is the source of this 2118-nucleotide messenger RNA. It is a transcript of the gene tmem117, whose product is annotated as transmembrane protein 117. Gene Ontology annotation, biological process: intrinsic apoptotic signaling pathway in response to endoplasmic reticulum stress. NCBI's taxonomy places the organism in Eukaryota, Metazoa, Chordata, Actinopteri, Gobiiformes, Gobiidae. The record is from RefSeq and is a predicted model, not a curated record.
AUGCCAGACUGCGGAGCAUUUCAGGAAACGCAGUGUCACCUCCGCGGAGUCAAGGAAACGGACCCUCCACCGGAAAAUAAAAGACAUAAUAUUAACGCUUCUUUUAAACUUUAUUUUGAAAAACCUGACGGGAAGCGCUCCCCGCACGCUCCCGUGAACCUGCCGUGCUCCAAACGUGAUGCUGUGCGUGUUGUGCGCCUCCAGCUCCAUCUCCAUCCCUGGGUCCACAGCAGCGGCAGCGGCAGCCUCCUCUCCCCCUCCCCGACAUCAGCACCUCUCACCCGGCUGCACCUCCACCGCGCGUCCCCGCUGUCCACGCACCGUUCUCGGCCACUUCCCAGCCGUAAACAGCGCUCCUCUCACCUUCUCCCGGUGCAUGGCCUCUCUAUGGGACGAUGGCAGAGGGGGAUUAUUCGCCUGUUCUGUCGUUUACGCGCAACAACAGGUCGCGCCGGUGAACCCCCCGACCACACCGCUUUAGCACGCCGGAUCUGGGACACCUUUUCGGGGCGCGGAUGUGUAGCGUGGUUGUGGUGGAGGGGCGCCUGCAGGAUGGAUAUAGAUGCAUGUUUUCGAUAUUACUUCCAGCACCCGUGGUCGCGCCUCAUCGUGGCCUACCUCGUCACCUUCUUCAACUUCCUGAUCUUCGCCGAGGACCCGGUGUCCCACAGCCAGACCGAAGCUCACAUGAUCGUCGUGGGCAACUGCUUCUCCUUCCUCUUCAACAAGUACCCGGGCCUGGGCUGGAACAUUCUCAAGGUGGUGUGCUGGAUCGCCGCCAUCAUCACCGGACUGCUCGCCGGGAAGUUCAUAUUCCACCGGCAGCUUUUUGGUCGGUAUCUUCGUCUGAAAAUGUUCCGUGAGGACCAUGGCUCGUGGAUGACCAUGUUCUUCAGCACCAUCCUCUUCCUCUUCAUCUUCUCCCACAUCUACAACCUGUUUCUGCUCAUGGCCGGCAGCAUGGAGCCUCACAUGGUGACGGAGUACAUGGGCAUCCGGAACGAGAGCUUCAUGAAGAUGGCCGCGGUGGGGACGUGGAUGGGGGAUUUCGUCACCGCCUGGAUGGUGACAGACAUGAUGCUGCAGGACACACAUUACCCAGACUGGGGCCGAGCUGCCAGAAGAUUCUGGAAAAGAGGCAACAACCGCAUCGUUCUCUUCUGGACGGUGCUGAUCUCGCUCACCUCUGUGGUGGUCCUGGUCAUCAGCACAGACUGGAUCAGCUGGGACAAUCUGAACCGAGGCUUCCUGCCCAGUGACGAGGUCUCGCGGGCCUUCCUCGCCUCCUUCAUCCUGGUGUUCGACCUCCUCAUCGUCAUGCAGGACUGGGAGUUUCCACACUUUAUGGGCGAUCUGGACAUGAACCUGCCCGGGAUGUCCACCACUCACGUCAAAGUCAAACUGCCCGUGUGCAAACGGAUCUUUAAAGACGAGUACCACAUUCACAUCACAGGAAAGUGGUUCAACUACGGCAUCAUCUUCCUGGUCCUGAUCUUGGACUUAAACAUGUGGAAGAACCAGAUCUUCUACAAGCCUUAUGAGUACGGCCAGUACGUGGGUCCAGGCGAAAAGAUCUACACCGUGGAAGAACCGGAGACCCUCGCCAACUUCAACCACUCCACCCUCACCUACGAGUGGCGCUACACCAACGUGGACCCGCGCACCAACCUCACCUACGUAACCCGGGACAUGUUCCUGCACAGCCGCUACGUGGGGGCCAGCCUAGAUGUCAAAUGUUUAGCCUUCAUCCCGAGUUUAGCUGCUUUUGUGCUGUUCGGAUUCUUCAUCUGGUUGUUGGGGAGAUUCCAGGACAGCGAAACGUUCACAGAAAACCCAGAUAAAACAUACGAAAGGAUAAAGAGGAAAUCCCCGUCGGAGUACAGCUCUAAAGACAUGGGGACGACGCCGGAGGAGCUGCACGCCGCAAUGACGGACAGUUUAAAAAAGUCUGGAACACCGAUGUUGCUGUCCGUAGACGGGCCUCAUUUUGGGGCGACUCCUUCGACCAAUUCGACGAUCUCCAUGGAAACGCAGGAGACACAUCCGAGCAUCGUGAUUGACAGUGUGGAGCAGGACGAGCCGGCCGUGUUUUUUGACGUACACAAACUCUCCCCAUAA